AUAGAUAAAAUAUAUAAACAAAACAUGUCAACACGGGAGAAAGUGAUCAUAGCAGCUUGGAAAAAAUAGUUUAAACCUUAAUAAAAACAAAUAGGGUAUUUCCAUACGCCGUAAAUAUGUUGUUGAUUUGUGUAUAAACAGCUGGCAGCAAGUGGACGGACGGACGGACGGAUUGGAUGAACAAAAAUGAAAACGUAAAAACCAUUUAUUUGAUUGGUGAAACGGAAGAGUACAACGACAACCACAACAAGUCACAGUCAGAGCCACCUACGCAGAUAACAGACAGUGGGGUCGGCAGGCACAAGCGGGACGCGGGAAAUUGCACAAACUACAAACAUAUGGAUGGAUCCAUAAACUCUCCAGAUAGCGCAGCGACGAAGACGUAAUCCAGCAAAACACACAAAACCCACCGAUAAUGGUGGCCGCAAAGUACGAACGCCUCAAUUCCCAGAGUGGAGGGGGUGGCGGCGGUUGCUCUGGCGGUGUUGGCAGCAGCAGCGGAGCCGAUGACGAUGACUGCGAGGAAAUCGAACUGGGCAAGAAGACAACGUCUACGACGACGGCGACAACUACGACGCUGCAGAAUGGCAAAGAUAGACGACUGGCGAGCAACUUCAAAUACGUGAACAGCAGCAGUAGCAUAGGUAGCGGCAUUGGAGCAGGCGGCAGUGACGUUGCAGCCACGUCGGCACAGGAGAAGAUCAUGGCGCGUCAGUCAGAUGCGCGCAUCAAGCAGAUGGCCAUUGGCACACUGGUCAUUAUUAUGGCCUAUCUGGCGCUCUCCAUUAUGCUGACCUUCUACCAAACGGACAUCAAUCGCGAGAUGCCCUUCCCCCUCACCAUUGUCACGUAUCACCUCAUACUGAAAUUCAUUCUGGCCGCCCUCGUGCGCAAGAUCUACAAGCUGCGCGUGGGCCGAUCGCGUGUGCAGCUGGACUGGCGUGUGGCACUGCGCAAAAUGGCACCCACUGGCGUGGCCAGUGCCAUUGACAUUGGCUUCUCCAAUUGGGGCCUGGCCCUGGUGCCCAUAUCGCUGUACACAAUGACCAAAUCAUCCACGAUAGUGUUUAUACUGCUGUUUGCCAUAGCUUUAGGAUUGGAAAAGAAGAGCUGGUCUCUGGUGUCUAUUGUGGGCCUCAUUGGCGCUGGCCUGGUGAUGUUUACCUACAAGUCAACGCAGUUCAAUGCCUUGGGCUUCUUUUUCAUUUUGUUCGCCUCGCUGAGCAGCGGCCUGCGCUGGAGUUUUGCACAGUUUAUAAUGCAAAAAUCAAAGCUGGGACUGCACAAUCCCAUUGACAUGAUUUACUACAUGCAGCCAUGGAUGAUUGCCUCCCUACUGCCGCUUGUUUGUGGCAUUGAAGGUGUCAAGCUGUACGCUGUGGCGGAGCAUCUGAAGGUGUACACGACGGAUGAAAUAACGUGGGCCAUUGCCAGAAUAACUUUCGGUGCACUGCUCGCGUUUCUUAUGGAGUUCACCGAGUUCUUGGUGCUGUGCAAAACCUCCAGUCUGACGCUUUCGAUAGCGGGCAUAUUCAAGGAUAUUUGCCAGCUAUUUCUGGCCGUCACGCUCAAGAAGGAUCAACUGAGUCCCAUCAAUUAUGUGGGUCUGGUUGUCUGCCUCGCGGGCAUUGCCUGCCAUCUGUGGCACAAAUACUCGACCAUGGCCGAAGCGGAGAAGCAGCACAAGGAACUGCAAUUGGACAACGACCAUGACGACCUCUCGGCGGAGUAUAAUUUCAAUGAUGGUGGAGCUGCUGGCAGUGGUGGUGCGGAUAAUUCCAUUGCUGGCAUUCAUGUGAGAUCUCACUCGACGUUGACGGUGCCAUUGCUGGAGCAAACCGACUCUGAGGAUGAGUCUGGCAAUGAUCUGAACAACAAACAGAACUCAUCCGAUGUCAUAUUCGAUGUGCUCAAGCGACGCGACAUGCAGCGAUGAGGCAGCAGCAGCAGCAGUAGCAGCAUCAGCCAUGCCCCUCCGCUGGUCCUGUAAAUGUUGUAAAUUUCAAAACGUUUCUUAUUGUUGGCUGGCAGAUAAGUGACAUAGUUAGUACCCU
This is a messenger RNA of Drosophila guanche, 2054 nucleotides long. RefSeq names its product solute carrier family 35 member C2. The record is from RefSeq and is a predicted model, not a curated record. Lineage: Eukaryota; Metazoa; Arthropoda; Insecta; Diptera; Drosophilidae. Gene Ontology annotation, biological process: UDP-glucose transmembrane transport. The transcript has 4 exons. Bases 416 to 1936 code for a protein of 506 amino acids. Gene Ontology annotation, cellular component: Golgi apparatus; cis-Golgi network; endoplasmic reticulum-Golgi intermediate compartment. Gene Ontology annotation, molecular function: antiporter activity.